AUGGAGUACAGAUUUGGGCUUAUUAAGAUAAUUUGGAAGCCCGAUGUGGAGAUUGCUCAUGACGUGGGAGAAUGUUCAGGGUUAUGUGAUAAGUGGUCUAGAAUUGAAGUGGAUGAUGAAGUAGUUACUAAGCUUGGCCUAGUUGUUGUUGAGUUAUCUUAUUACUACCUAAAAUCAGGGGAAGACAUGGACGAAGGUCUCAUGCUACUAGAAGAUAAUAAUUCUUCAAUCACCAUGGCUUCGCAUGGAUUAAAGGAAGGGCUGGUGGAUUUAUUUGUAGUGCACAAGGAUAGGAAUGAAGCUGCAGAUGAAGAGGAAGAUGGUCAAUUAUUGGUUAAGUGGAAAGGGGGAAAGAGUGGGAAAACUCAACAUGAGAUGUUCAAAUUGAUUGAUGAAGAUAUUGAUGAUUUAACUCCUGAAAUUGAGAUAUUGAAGGGACCACAAAGAUCUUGCUUAGACAGUAUCAUUGGCAAUGAAGGUGUAGACAUAGAGGAAGAUGGUCAAUUAUUGGUCAGUCAGCUAACCCAAGAAGAACCACCCCAACGAGCAGAAAUCAAAGUGCCGGGAGCAAGUCCUACUCGAAAAGGACCACAAAGAUCUUGCUUAGACAGUAUCAUUGGCAAUGAAGGUGUAGACAUAGAGGAAGAUGAUCGGAGUAUGGGUUUAGGGAAACAAAAGGCAGCACAACAUAAACUUUUCGGCUUGAUAGAUGAAGAUGAUGGUAGUUCACCUGCAUACAUUGAUAUGGUGGAAAAUGAACCAAGAUGUGGGGUAGACAGUAUCAUUGGUGCAGGGUGUUCAGACAUACCUGAUGGAGCAGAAAAAGAAGACGUCGGUGUCAUUGAAUGUGAAGGUGAAGCUACUGAUGGCAACCCAGCAAACCAUUUUGAAGGUGAAGGUGCGCAAGUUGGUGUCGUUGCACAAGUAGCUGACAUUGCACAAUCACAUGACGCUGCACAAGCAGCUGAUACUGAAAAAGGUUCAGAUGACGAACAGAGGAAGACAGAUGGCAGAAAUAGCAAACCUGUUAAGGUUGGGAGGAAAAGAGCCAAAGAUAGGCUAGCUGCUGGUUCUAAGCACACUAAGAAGCACAAGAAAAACCCUGAUAUUCCAAUUGCCUCUGAUGAUGCCCCUCCCACAAAGAAGGCAAAGAGGACUGUGACUUGUGGUUUAUGUGGUGUUGACGGUCACUAUCGGUCUACUUGUAUGAGUUCUAUUGCUGGAAUGUACAAGGCGAGGGUGGCAUCUGCUAAAGGUACAACAACUGGGGAAUAG
Oldenlandia corymbosa var. corymbosa is the source of this 1275-nucleotide messenger RNA. The record is from the annotation of a GenBank genome assembly. NCBI's taxonomy places the organism in Eukaryota, Viridiplantae, Streptophyta, Magnoliopsida, Gentianales, Rubiaceae.